Molecule: messenger RNA, 2290 nt
Organism: Oryza brachyantha (malo sina)
Lineage: Eukaryota; Viridiplantae; Streptophyta; Magnoliopsida; Poales; Poaceae
Product: protein FAR1-RELATED SEQUENCE 5-like
Exons: 5
Coding region: 87-1889 (600 amino acids)
Biological process (GO): regulation of DNA-templated transcription
Molecular function (GO): zinc ion binding
Source: RefSeq, a predicted model, not a curated record
GUGACCAUGGGCCGCCGCCUGCGACAGCUUCUCAGCUUGCGGAUUAUGAUCAAGCUGGUUUACCUAAUUGUGUGCCAAAAGUGGGGAUGACCUUUAAUUCAGAGAAUGAAGCCUACAACUUCUACAACUCUUAUGCUAGAAAUGUUGGGUUUAGUAUCCGGAAGAACCACACAAACACUAGGGCAGAUGGGAGUCUUUGCUCCAAAUAUUUCCUGUGCAGCAAUGAAGGGCAGCCAGUGGUAAGCACAGCCCAGCCAGGGCGGAAGAAACGGGCUUCAACAAGAUCUGAUUGCAAAGCUCGAGUUCAGUUCUACAUUACCCGAGAAGGUAUCUGGACAGUGCAGAAGGUAGUGAAUCAAAUGCGGAAUGAAGGUAUUACAGCAGCAGAUAUGCAGAGGGUAUUUAAGCAAUGGUCCAGGGGAGCUGAAAAUGUGCAUCUUCUGAAGAAGGAUAAUGAGAGAAAGUACCUCCAGCCAAGUUAUGCACAAAAAUUGCUUGAGUAUCUGAAGAACAAACAAACAGAAAAUCCUUCGUUUUUUUAUGCAGUUCAGCUGAAUGAUAAUGGCCAAAUAGCAAACUUCUUCUGGACAGAUUGUCAGGCAAUUGUGGAUUACGCUUGUUUUGGCGAUGUUGUGUCUUUUGAUACAACAUUUGAAACAAACAGGUUUGAAAUGCCAUUUGCUCCAUUUGUGGGAACUAACCAUCACAAACAACCCAUUGUUUUUGGAGCUUCCUUGGUAUAUGAUGAAUCUUCAGAGUCUUUCCAUUGGCUGUUUCAAACCUUCCUUACAGCAAUGUCUGGGAAGCAACCGGCUACAAUUUUUACAGAUCCCUCUACUGAAAUAGCAAAGGCUAUUAGGUUAGUGUUUCCGAGUUCAAGCCACCACCUGUGUUUGCGGCAUAUCUGUCAUGAUGCUGUUAAGCAUUUCAAUCAUGUAAUUUGCAACCAUCCAGAAUUUCUGUCUGAUUUUAAGAGAUGUAUCUAUGAAGACAGGUCUGUAGCAUUCUUUGACUUGAAGUGGAAAGAAUUGGUUAACACAUAUAAUCUAGAUGGUAAUGAUUGGAUGAAUAAUUUAUAUGCAAUGCGUGAAAAGUGGGCUGCUGUUUAUUGCCGUGACUCAUUUUACGCUGACAUGGUGUCAGCACAAAAUGCUGAAGGCACAAGUAAUGCAUUCAAGAAUUUUCGGAGGAAACUCGGUCUUCCAGAAUUCUUAGAGGAGUAUGAGAAGUGUAUAACUAGUCUUCGCCGAAAAGAACUAGAAGCAGAUUAUGAUUCCCGCCAUACCAGUCCAGAUCCCUAUGUUCCUGAUUUGCCUAUGUUGAAGACUGCUGCUGAAUCCUAUACGAGGAAUUUGUAUUCGCAUUUUGAAGAAGAAUUCAAAAAAUUGUUCACCCUGUCUUGUUCAUUGCUAUCGCAAGACAGAACAUGCAGUACUUACAAAUUGGCACCUUUCAAUUCUGGAGAAGAAGCAUAUGUCAUUUUUAAUUCUGAGGAUACAACAGUAUCAUGUUCUUGCAGGAUGUAUGAGUGCACAGGUAUGCUGUGCAAGCACGCACUGCGAGUCCUCAACUACAGCAACAUUUUUACAAUGCCAUCACACUAUGUUUACAAAAGGUGGACAAAAUAUGCAAAAGAUGGAUUAUUUUGCUGCAGAAACAAGUCGCAAAGUGGCAGUGAAAGUUCAAUGUUAAGAUGUGCUCGUAUAUCUCAAAAGAUGCACUCUGUUGCUCUAAGACAUUCGAUGUCAGAAAAGGCGCUUCAGUUUUUGGAAAGUGGGGUAGAUAAAUUGACAUGGGAAGUAGAAAAUUUACUUACUCACAUAAACUUAAAUGGAAAUGAUACUAGCCAAUCUUCCGGCUUUUGCAACGGUGCAACGGUAGAGGUUUAAGCCAUUCAGAGUCCCUGUACAGCGAAGGGGCGUAACCUGCAAAAAUAUGUAAAGUGUUAUCGAGGAGGAAAAUGGAAUGCACUGCUGGAAGGGAUGAAACUGGCAUGAUUGUAGGAAUAUCAUCAGCUCCAUCUACUUGGAGUUAACUUCCUAGAACUUCAGCCUGCGCCCAGAAUCGAGGCAGAGUUUAUAAAAACUCUGUAGUUUGGUGAUUGACCGAUGCUGUGUCAGUUUCAGCAGCUGAGUUGAACGGUUAUGUUUUGGUGAUGUGCGAGGAAUGUAACAUACAAGGAACAAGUGCGUAGUAUGUAUGAACACUGGAGUAGUACUGGAGUAGUAUACAGUAACUUGUUAGGAGUAACUUUGGACAAUGAAAAUACAGCAUAUUGGCCCUGUGUUCC